Molecule: messenger RNA, 1830 nt
Organism: Penicillium riverlandense
Lineage: Eukaryota; Fungi; Ascomycota; Eurotiomycetes; Eurotiales; Aspergillaceae
Product: alkyl/aryl-sulfatase
Exons: 1
Coding region: 1-1830 (609 amino acids)
Biological process (GO): dodecyl sulfate metabolic process
Molecular function (GO): linear primary-alkylsulfatase activity; protein dimerization activity
Source: RefSeq, a predicted model, not a curated record
AUGGACCUUCUACCUGAUUCAACGCAAUCCUUCCAGGAUGCAGAUCGCGGGUUUAUAGAUCGCCUUGAUCCCUGCAUCAUUAAAGACAGCCAAGGCCGCAUUGUCUGGGACAACGAAUCUUACAAUUUCUUAGCAGACACGACGCCUCCUGAGCCCGCAAACCCAAAAUUAUGGCGCCAGGCCCAACUUGUUGCGAAACAAGGCCUUUACCAAGUUGUCGACGGCAUAUACCAAAUCCGAGGCUUCGAUCUCGCAAAUAUGACUUUCAUAGAGGGAGAAAAGGGGAUAAUUAUCGUUGAUUGCCUCACUUCUACCGAGUGUGCCAAGGCUGCGCUCGAUCUCUACCGCAAAAAUCGUGGGAAUAGGCCCAUAGUGGGUAUGAUCUACACCCAUACACAUGCUGAUCAUUUUGGGGGAGCGGAAGGAGCCGUAUCCCAAAGUGAAGCUACCAAGAUGCCGAUAAUUGCCCCUCAAGGUUUCCUUGAGCACGCCGUUAGCGAAAAUAUCUUUGCUGGUAACGCAAUGGCUCGCAGAGCAGGAUAUAUGUAUGGGUAUGAAUUGACAAAGAGUCCCGAUGGUCAGAUCAGUUGUGGGCUAGGAUCAACCCUCUCCUCCGGAACAGUCACGAUUAUCCCUCCAAACCUCGAUAUCACCCAUACUGGACAAGUGGAAGUAAUUGAUGGAGUGGAACUAUUCUUCCAGAUCACGCCGGGAACCGAGGCGCCCGCUGAGAUGAACAUCUAUGUCCCUCAAUUCCGAACCCUAUGUAUGGCUGAAAAUGCAACACAAUGCCUGCAUAAUAUCGCAACUCCUCGAGGUGCGGCUGUGCGUGAUGCUCUUGCAUGGUCCUCGUACUUGGAUGAGUCGAUUGUCCUAUUUGCGGAGAAGACAGACACCGUCUUCGCAUCACAUCACUGGCCAACAUGGGGUAAUGAAAGGAUACUGAAUUAUCUCACCGAGCAAAGGGAUUUAUAUGCAUAUCUGCAUGAUCAGACUGUGCAGAUGAUGAAUCAGGGUCUCACUGGUGUUGAAAUUGCCGAGAAUUUCUCGCUUCCUCCAAAACUCCAGGCUGCCUGGCAUACACAAGGUUUCUACGGAACAGUUGUUCACAAUGUCAAGGCAAUAUAUCAGCGCUACAUGACUUGGUUCGACGGAAACCCAUCCCAUCUGUGGGAGCACCCUCCCGUCCCAUCUGCCAAACGUUACAUUGCUUGCAUGGGUGGUGCCAAAGAAGUUCUCAGGAAAUCCGAGGGUUAUAUUAAGGAAGGUGACCUGCGUUUUGCUGCAACGCUACUAAAUCACGUUGUUUUUGCGGAUCCAGAAUGCAAAGAAGGAAAAGAAUUAUUGGCUUCAACAUAUGAAAAGCUCGGAUUCGGCGCUGAGAAUGGCCCAUGGCGCAACUUUUACUUGUCUGGUGCCAACGAGUUGCGCGGGCAUAAGAUGUCCAAGAAUCUACUAUCCGACCAGUCGGAAAUGCUGAAGGCUCUAUCUCUCCAUCAGCUUUUUGCGUCCAUUGCAGUGCGGUUGAAUGGCCCUCAGGCUCAGGUGCACAACUUCGCAAUUGAUUUGUUCUUGACCGAUCUUAAUGAAGGAUGUCGUCUCAUCCUCAGCAAUGGCGCUUUGAUUCAUCGGACUGGCUUGAAGCAAAACGAGAAGCAUACUAGAGCGGCUGAUUACUCGUGUUCGAUGACACAUCCUCAGUUGCUCAUUUUCUUAACCACCGGAAAAUGUGGAGAGGUUGAGGCUGAGACAGGAGAUCGUUCUUGUUUGCAGAAGCUCUCGUCUUCCAUCGUGACUUUUGAGGCAGAUUUCAACAUUGUUCUACCAUGA